AUCAAUCGUUUAUUCUUUCUUAUUCCCUAAGUACAGCACCGUACUAGCACCAUGGUUGUGGGAGCGUUUCCGGCCGCCAAGCUUGGCGUUCUGGCGAUGAAACAGAUAUCAAAACCAAUCGCAAAUUUGCUGAAGGAGCGUGCGAAAAAUAGUCCCUUCUUCCGGAAGUAUGUUUGCAUGCCGCCGGCACAGUUCUACAACUGGAUGGAAGUGAAGACGAAAAUGUGGGCAUUGAACCUUGGCAAACCAACCACCGUGCCAGUGUUGAACGAAGCGAUGGCCAUCGAUCUGGGUGCGAACUUGUUGGGCGAAAUCAUUAUUUUCACGAUAGGUGCCGGGUUACUUCUGCUGGAGUAUCAACGACAAGUACGCAAAGAGGCCAACAAAGAGGAGAUGAUGCUGCAAGAGAAACUCGAACUACAAGCGACUAUAAACGAGCUAAACUUUCAAAUGCAACGUUUGGAUACACAGCUACGAGAAGUCGCUAGAGUAACGGCAGAUCUUGAAUCAAAAUCAUCAUGGAAACCGAAAAUAUUAGAUGAACUACCGUUCGGUAACAAGAAGAACAAAAAUGAACAGGCCCUAUAUAUUCCUGCCACAGUUGACCGGAAGGAUCCUGCUGCUAAUGCCAGUGGUAAUAGAGGUGUCAUUACCAGUGCGUUGGAGAUUAUCGAUAAUGAAGUUUUUUAUAGGGACAGCUCAGAGGACGGUUCUGAAGACGAAUUCUCAGACCAACGCCGGCCAGGCCUAGUCACUCGUAGUUUAAAUUACCUACUAGCAUCCAACACUAGACCAUCGAAAGCGACCGAAAGACAAGGAUAGAAACCAUACACCACCGCCAACGUUAAUGGUGUACAGCUAUUGUUCAUUUGUUGUUAACCGCUCGAUUUCAAUCCCCAAUAUUUGUUUUUUUCCCGCCCAGUGUUCCACUUACCAUCGUUUAUUUUUAAUUUAUACUAUUUUAGGAACCAUUUACUGCAAUUAUGUUAACGUUACACGAUGGUUGAACGCAACACAGCUGGCGUGAGGCAUGUAGAACAUGCGUUAGGUGUAUUAUGUUCAAUACCAAUAAUACAAUCAGCAGAAAAACGCAAUUAUCUAAUACGAUCGAAGCUGUUGCAUUUCACAGGACAUAUAAUACUGCAUCCAGACCAUAUCUGUUGUAAUAGUUAAUUACUUAUUCAUUUUCGACACUCACUUCUAUGAUUUAUCAUUUUUUUUACGUUUUAAAAAAGAGAAAAAAUGCUUUAUCAGAUAGCGUCCAUGUACGUUAUUGUUUCGUUACGCUGUAUCAAAAUUAAAUAGGCACAAUUAACUGAAGCUUAUGGGGUCUGAAAUUCCUUUAACGUGACAAAAGUUUGCUAUCAAUUGAAUCACAUUGCUUAACUUGCAAAAAACAAAUAUUACAAUUGAGCUAUUGUUGCGUUGUCGAAUAACAAUGAACAAAACGUGGUGCGCGCCUGUGGAUGGAACACAUGUUUCACGUAGCCAAACGUGAAAGCUCGUCAACGUACAAUGCUGUGAUGAUGUUAUCGUCACCGUGUAAAUAAUGAUACAAUGAAUAAAAUAAGAAAUAAAACUU
Molecule: messenger RNA, 1582 nt
Organism: Anopheles moucheti
Lineage: Eukaryota; Metazoa; Arthropoda; Insecta; Diptera; Culicidae
Product: putative OPA3-like protein CG13603
Exons: 3
Coding region: 52-822 (256 amino acids)
Biological process (GO): regulation of lipid metabolic process
Cellular component (GO): mitochondrion
Source: RefSeq, a predicted model, not a curated record